AUGGAGUUGGCACGCCCCAGCAGGAAGACUAACGGUGUUGGCGUCCAGGUCGAGGAUGCCCAGAUCUGCGUGGUCAUGGUCGGUCUACCAGCUCGAGGAAAGAGUCUCAUUGCACAGAAGGCUCAGCGCUACCUCAAAUGGCUCUCCAUCGAUGCUCAAGUCUUCAAUGUUGGCAACUACCGCCGAACCGACAACCCCCAUCCACCCGCCGACUUCUUCGAUGCCGGAAAUGCGGAGGGAGAGCGCUCGCGCAGGGCCGCCGCAGAAGCAGCUGUUACUGACAUGUUGGGUUGGUUCAAGAACGGGGGCAUCAUCGCCAUUCUCGACGCGACGAACAGCACAAAGGCACGCCGUCGCUGGAUCAAGGAGCGCUGCGAUAAGGAAGGAGUCGAGACCCUAUUCGUGGAGAGCAAAUGCGAUGACGAAGAGCUGAUUAUGAGCAACAUCCUCGAAGUCAAGACCAGCUCCCCGGACUACGUAGGCCAUGACCCGGAGAAGGCGGCGCAGGAUUUCCGCAACCGUAUUCGCAACUACGAGAAGGUCUAUGAGACGAUUGACAAAGAUGAGAAUGAUCUUACGUAUUUGAAGAUUAUGAAUGUAGGCAAGCAGGUCAUUAUCAAUGCGAUCCAGGAUUACCUACAGAGUCGGGUUGUGUACUACUUGAUGAACUUGCACAUCAAGCAGCGGUCGAUCUGGCUUUCACGCCAUGGCGAGUCAGAAUGGAACGUUUAUGGCAAGAUCGGUGGCGACGCAGACCUGUCUCCUCGAGGCGAAGCCUACGCACUCAAGCUCCCUGAGUUGGUCAAGCAAUCCUUCGGCCCUGGAGAAGACCACCCCUUAACAGUCUGGACCUCCACUUUGAGGCGCACCAUCGCAACCGCCCGCCACCUCCCCCAAGAAUACAACCAGCUGCAAUGGAAAGCCCUUGACGAGCUGGACUCCGGCGUCUGCGACAACAUGACCUAUGCCGAGAUCAAGGAGCUGUAUCCCGAGGAUUUCGAGGCCAGAGAUCAGGAUAAAUACAAUUAUCGGUAUCGGGGUGGAGAAUCCUACCGCGACGUCGUAAUCCGGCUCGAGCCCAUAAUCAUGGAGUUGGAACGCAGCGAGAACAUCCUCAUCGUCACGCACCAAGCUAUCCUGCGCUGCAUCUACGCCUACUUCAUGAAAGAGGACCAGGAGAAAUCGCCGUGGCUCAACGUUCCCCUGCACACGCUGAUCAAGUUGACGCCGCGUGCGUACGGAACAGAUAAGCAGGUUUUCAAGGCUGGAGUUGAGGCCGUGUCUACGUGGAGAGGCAAGGGCAGUGUUGCGAAACAUGAGGAUCCCGUGGAGGGGGUUACGACGAGCUUGGAUGUUUGA
Molecule: messenger RNA, 1359 nt
Organism: Hyaloscypha bicolor E
Lineage: Eukaryota; Fungi; Ascomycota; Leotiomycetes; Helotiales; Hyaloscyphaceae
Product: bifunctional 6-phosphofructo-2-kinase/fructose-2,6-bisphosphate 2-phosphatase
Exons: 5
Coding region: 1-1359 (452 amino acids)
Biological process (GO): fructose 2,6-bisphosphate metabolic process; fructose metabolic process
Cellular component (GO): cytosol
Molecular function (GO): fructose-2,6-bisphosphate 2-phosphatase activity; ATP binding; 6-phosphofructo-2-kinase activity
Source: RefSeq, a predicted model, not a curated record